Molecule: messenger RNA, 2284 nt
Organism: Saccostrea echinata
Lineage: Eukaryota; Metazoa; Mollusca; Bivalvia; Ostreida; Ostreidae
Product: tyrosine kinase receptor Cad96Ca-like
Exons: 11
Coding region: 70-1464 (464 amino acids)
Biological process (GO): multicellular organism development; positive regulation of kinase activity; cell surface receptor protein tyrosine kinase signaling pathway
Cellular component (GO): signaling receptor complex
Molecular function (GO): calcium ion binding; ATP binding; transmembrane receptor protein tyrosine kinase activity
Source: RefSeq, a predicted model, not a curated record
UGUAUUGUAGAUAUUGAUGAGUGUAGUUAUGAUCCUCAAAUAUGUGGAUCAGCUAACUGUAUCAACACUAUGGGAGGCUACAGCUGUGAUUGUGGGUCCGGCUACUUGUUCCAGAACGGCACCUGCAUUGAUAUUGAUGAGUGUAACUUGCCAAACAAGAAACCAUGUGCCGACAUAUGCCUGAACACCGCCGGUGCCUACACUUGUACCUGUAGAGACGGUUACGUCAUAGACACAUCAAACAGCUACGCAUGCCUGGCUGUAUCCGGGUUAUCAGGAUCAGGCAAUGAUGAUGAGACAGAAGACUCGGACCUGUACAUUAUAAUCGGGGCUGCCUCGGCUGUCCUGCUCGUUCUCAUAUUGUCCAUAUUGACACUAGCGUGGUUCAGGAGGAGAAAGUUUGAAUCUUCUGACAAUGCUUCUACGAAACAAAUAUUCCAGGACAAUGUGGCCUACCAAUCGAGUGGAGAAAGCACAGUGAAGCUGAACUCUUACUUUGAGGAUCUGAAGAAAUGCGUCCUUCCUAGUGACGAGUUUCCCAGGCAACGUCUGCAGCUUGGCAUUGAUUUAGGUCAAGGUCGUUUUGGGAAGGUCAUGAUGGCUCGUGCUUUAAAUAUCAAUGGAAAUUCAGACUGGGAAAUGGUUGCAGUAAAAACUAUACGCGAUUGUGCAAUUGAUGCAGAAAAGGAAGAUUUGUAUCAGGAAUUAGAAAUUAUGAGAAAGAUUCCACAUCAUCCUAACGUUGUUGAUUACCUUGGCUGCUGUACCCAGCAAGAUCCCAUGUAUAUCAUUAUGGAGUAUGUUCCUGGAGGUAACAUGCAGCAGUACCUGAGAAAGUUCCGUCCCUCCCAGCAGGCCACUAACAGUGAGGAACUCGUACCCCCCACAGCCAAAGAUCUCAACAGCUAUGCCCUCCAAAUCUCCAAGGGGAUGGAGCACCUGUCUUCACUAAAUAUAAUACACCGUGACCUCGCUGCCCGUAAUAUUCUAAUAGACCGUAAAGGGGUGUGCAAGAUAUGUGACUUUGGUUUGGCCAGGAAUGUGGAGGGAGAGGAGGUUUAUGAGAGAUCAUCCAAGGGUCCUCAGCCUAUCCGCUGGAUGGCGCCAGAGUCGCUGUCUGAUCAGUGCUUUACCAGAAAAAGUGAUGUUUGGUCAUACGGGGUUCUUCUUUGGGAGAUAGUCACACUCGGUGCCACUCCUUAUCCUGGUAUGGCGGCAAGAGAAGUCAUCUCCACGGUGAUGAUGGGAAAAUGGCUCUCUCGUCCUCUACAUUGUAAACCAGAAUUGUACGCACUGAUGGUGCGAUGCUGGGACAUGAUGCCACAGAAUCGUCCGUCCUUCAGUGAAAUCAGCAAGAGUGUGGAAACGCUUCUAGAAAAAGAAGCAGACUAUAUUGAAUUCAAAGCCUACGAGGAAGCCAUAUUCAGUGUCCUUGACCCUAACCUUGUUGAUGAACGUGUGUAGGUCGUGUGUAGCAAAGAUUGGAAUAUAUACACAAAUAUUUCCCUCCUAUUAAGUGAUAGAUAAAGUAAUUUGAACAUUUGUAUGGAUAUAUACACAGAUACAUGAAGGAUAAGGCAUUGUGAAAUGUGCGUGGAAGAAUGGUACUAAAAUAUUACCUCUGAAAAAAGUAUCCAAAUGUGCACGCACAGCAACAUUCGGAAUGAGUAAAAUAGACCAAAAAGUGAUGUCCAUGGCACAGAUUCAUGGAAAUAGGACUUCUGGAUCGAGCGUGCGUUUGUUCUGAAGAUAUUCUCUGUGUGUUGUUCUUUGAGUUGGAGGGAUGGAACACAGUGUAUGACUGAUCCGUUAAUCAGGAAAUUUUCACUGUGUCCAUAUUAUGAUAACCUCAAAGGACCACCUCUACUAUGAAGUAUACAAACCAUACCUAACAGGGUCAAAGCAGCGAAUGUGAUCUGGUGUUUUUGUGCAUGUUUUGUCAUGACAAUUUAUGUUGUUCAUGUUAGUCAAAGUACUAGUAUACUUGGCAAUGUUUGAUUUAUUAGGGUGAAACGUGACUCGUGUUGUAAGAAUGUUUUUGUUUGUUAUACCAAUGAGAGUGUGACUACAUUGAAAGUGUUGCUGUGAUAUUUCGGCAACAAAAAUAGUACUGUGAUAACUAUAAGCUUUUAUGCAUAAUCUUUCAUCGCAUUACCGACGUAAGUACGAAGAUAGAAAGAAAACAGGAGAGAUAGUUCUGGAAAAGUUGUGUAUCAUUAAACAAACGUAUUUAUCAUGUUCAUCUCAGAUGGAUUCCAUCUUUAAAUAAAAGUUUUAAACUUGA